UGUUCACUCUUCCAAAUCUAACAGCUGGCAAGGACUAGCCGACCCUGCCAGUUCAUACCUGAUGGCUUCUGAAAUGCAAUCUUGAAGUUGACUAGCUUUUUAAAAACCAGAUUAGUCUUCUUGUCAGUGCAAUUCCUGACCCAACAGUGAGUUGAUUAAGCGGACACACACACACACUUUCUCAUUACAUCAACAUUGGGUAAACUUUGAUACGUGCAACAGAGAGACAGCAUUUCAGGUGUGGACCUCAGCUGUAGGAUUACGUGUUUGUACAGGAAAUAUUCUGUCAUAACCUCACACAGGAUUCAAGCAGGAGAAAACACACAGCUGUGCAUUUGUUGAAGCAAAUGGCGGCGCUGAUGGAAGCUCUUAUACAUUUGUGUUUGUUACCAUGGCAAAUAUUAUUCGAGAAAGGUCUGUGACAUUGGAAAGAAAGUGCAAAUAGCUGAACGUGACCACUACUGUUUAUGCAUGUGUAAUGUUGAGUGUAAGUGCAGUGACUAGAUGGAUGUGUUAGUAUAGAACAGGAAAGGGUGGAGAGAUUUUGAUAAUUUCUGAAAGGAACAUAAUCCACCCCCCACUUGCUCUCUCCCUCCCUGCCACCUCCCUCUCUGUCUCCCUCUCUCUCUCUCUGAGUCCCAGCCCCUGAAGGUGUCAUAACUGUGCUCUCUCUCUCUCUCUCUCUCUCUCUCCCUCUAUCUUUCCCCUCUCUCCCUUUCUCUCUCCCCCCUCUCUCUCCUCUCUCUCUCCUCUCUCUCUCUCUCCUCUCUCUCUCCCUCUCUCUCUCUCUCUCUCUCUCUCUCUCUCUCUAUCACCGCCUUUCAGAUCUUUAAAAGCUGGUGCUUUGCUGUGUCUCUCUCGAUCUCCAUUUGUCUCCUCUGGCACUGCAGGGGACUCAACUGGCGAAGCACCAAGGAAAGCUACUGUAUAGAAACGGGAAGAAGACUGUGGAAAGAGAAGAGAAAGGAAGAGAGAGAGAGGGACAGUGAGAGAGAGAAAUAUACAUCCAGAAAUAGCAUCAGCCACAUUUAACUGACAGAGAGUGACAGUGUGGAGAACCUGAGACCUGGACACAAAAUGCCUAUCCUUUCUAACUUAACAACCGUUGUUUUGUUGCUGAUUGCUCACUGCGGAUCAUGGACCGGGGCAAACCGCUUGGGCCCCUUCAAGGUCUGUCCCUCCUGCAGGGAUCCAUUGGGUGCAGGUCGGCCCCCCAGGGACCAUAAUGUUGCCAGCAGCACGUCAGUGUUGGCCCAAGGAGAGCCCUGUGGUGUGUACACCCUGAGCUGUGCCAAGGGGCUCCGCUGUGUUCCCCCUCCGAGGGAGCACAGCCCCCUCCAGGCUCUGUUGCAGGGAAGGGGCAUUUGCGCCAAGCACAGCAGGACUAGUCCCACUGAGAGGCCCCACCCCACAGGUCCACAUCCCUCACACAGUGGUGACAUUGAAAAAGCACCCUGUCGCAAGCUCCUCAACAGUGUCCUGCGGGGUCUCGAGCUGACGAUCUUCCAGUCUGAUCGCGACAUCUAUAUACCCAACUGUGACACUCGUGGCUUCUACAGGAAAAAGCAGUGCCGCUCCUCCAAGGGCAUGCAGCGUGGCCAUUGCUGGUGCGUGGACGAGCUCGGCACGGCCGUGCCUACACGUGCCAGCGAAGAUGGCACUUUACCAUGCGAUGGGGAGUGAGGGAUGAGCCUGUCCUAAUGCUCUGAGCCUGGAGGAGGAGGAGGAGGAGGAGGAGGAGGAGAAGGAGGAGGAGAAGGAGGAGGAGAAGGAGGAGAAGGAGGAGGAGGAGGAGGUGGUGGAGGAGCAGGAGCACAGGGAGAGGGGUUGGCUUUAGCAUGUGCUAGACACUGCCUGGACAGGAGGCAGCAGGGAUAAACCACUUCCUAUGGAAAAUACACACCAGUUAAUGUCCUCUCUAGAAGUAAGACACACACUCUCACAGUCCAGCAGAAGCAACAGUAACAUCUGCCUGAAUGUUCAACAGUUGCAGCAACGUCCUUUGCGUCGUCUGGUGACAUGCUGCAUGCUCAUAUUAACGCUCCGUCAACAGCCUCGGUGAUCCAAGUGGUAUUACUCCAAACGAUCUCUAUAUCCCCUGGCUCUUGUCCUGGCUUUCUGGUAGAUUUUAUUUUCCUCUUCACUAUAGGAUAGCUGACACUGCCUGUGUUCGUUCUGAUCUCAGUGGGCUGAAAUACUGUUACGCAGGUGAUGUGACACAAAUGUUUGAAAAACGUGUCUCCCUCACUGUCCUCUCUCCCUCUCUCCAAAGAUACACUGAUAUCCACAUUAAAAAAAAAAAAAAAUUGACAGAAUAUUUCUUUUCUAUUAAUUUAUUUUUGAGUAUAUAUUUCCAUCAAGUACUGCUUGAAUCUCACAGUAUCUUAUCUAUAUGUCAGAAGUCAGAAAAAAUACAGAUAUGACCCUGGAUGCUUCUGUUCACUUUAUUUGUCCAAAUGGCAUUCUGACUGCUUAUUAGUUGAUUGUUUGUACAUAUGUUGGAAUUUUUGUGGUCGACUGUGUGUUCUGAAGUGGCAGACAAAAAGCUUACGGCUGUUACCCUUUUCAAAAAGUUGUAAGGCAUAUUUUUAUACACGUCAAUAUAAUAUUUUAUAUAUGAAUUGUUGGUUUAUUUAAUGAACUACAGUACAAUGCCAUGUAUUUUUAUAUUGUCAGCAGUUUCUUAUUUAAAGACAGAGAUUAUUUUAUUUCAUGUUAGGGGAAGUGUUGUGCUUUAAAGGCACCUUUAUGGCAAAACUCAUCACAUUCAUCAGAGCUCUAUUCAACUGCUGUACAUCUCAUGGUUAUAUCUCAUGUUUUUAAUUUCUUUUUUUUUAUUAUUUAUGCUUUGUUCAUUUGAGAAUCGAGAAUGUCCAUGUUACUGUUAUGUUUUAUUUUGGCACAUCAUACUAUAAAUUCUUAUUUCAAUAGAGGAAGAAAAAAAAAGUAAGAUCAGAUUUGUUAUUGUUAUAGUAUGUCUUUCCCAAGUCCUUGCAAAAGUCAUGAAAUUGUGUGUUACUAAAGUGUGAUUAGAAUUUAUCUAUUUCUGACCAAUCUUGUUGUGCCAAUGUGUGUGCCGUGAUGACAGGUCCGUGCACAGAGGACCUGUACGGUUUGCAAAUAUGAAAAUAAAACAUAAUGAUAAUAAAAAUGGAGAAGAAUAAAACAUAUAUUAAUAACAA
Molecule: messenger RNA, 3182 nt
Organism: Mugil cephalus (flathead mullet)
Lineage: Eukaryota; Metazoa; Chordata; Actinopteri; Mugiliformes; Mugilidae
Gene: igfbp6b
Product: insulin-like growth factor binding protein 6b
Exons: 4
Coding region: 1078-1683 (201 amino acids)
Biological process (GO): regulation of insulin-like growth factor receptor signaling pathway
Cellular component (GO): extracellular region
Molecular function (GO): insulin-like growth factor I binding; insulin-like growth factor II binding; fibronectin binding
Source: RefSeq, a predicted model, not a curated record